AUUGAUUCCACUAUUUCCGCGCGAAUCUAGGAUGGAGGGUCCUCAUUCCGUUGCGUUGCCUAUCCAAGAUGAGGGGAAAGAGAGUUCUGCAAGACGUGUGUGCUCCUGCUUGGGGGACAGACAGUGACGGUGUUCAGCAGCAGGAAACUACAGAGUGAGUGGUGCUUGACUGACACCUUGUGCAUUUUCAGAAGGAGCGCUUCCCGUGCGCAGGCUGCCAAAUAUUUUGACACAGACAAGCAGAACGAGAAACACAUCAGAACAUACCAUGAAUGCUUGUGGCCAGGAGAGGAAUUUCAGUUGCUGCGCCCCAAGCAUGGGAAGGGCGCGGAAAGCUCGAAACAAGAAAGCUGGCUUCAGACAAAAACAAUUUGCACGUCGGGGCUGUUCGCCGCUAUUGCCUACUGGCCGAACUACAAGUACAUGCAUGACGUGGAUCGCUCAUCUGCGUGCCAGGGCUUGAGUCAGUUGCUGGCUUGCCUAUUGAACUGCAAAGGGCAGUGUGCUUUUCCUCAUGUGAAGUGUGGCCAGCAGGGCCGGAACCCUGACCGCGUGUCCAUAGAGUUGGAUGCCAGUGGCCGUGUGAUGAUCCAGAGUUUCUUUAGUAGAAAUUUCUGGAUGGAGAGUGCGCGGGCGCUUUGGAAGAAAGACUUCAAGAAUUCAGAGAAGACAUGGGUGAACGUCAUGGCUUUGUUCGAUGAACAGUGCUUGAUUUCUCUUUCGGAUGUGGUCGCCUUCACUCUGGAUCCACAGCAUCCCAGAGAGUUUCAAGAUGUUGCUCUGCCAAGCGUUUUUAGGCUGCUGACUGAGAUGGCCUAUGAGAUAUCUGCGUUGAAGACAUGAGUUCAACAACAACCAAUUUUCGAUCUGGUCAAAAGCGGAAGCGAUUGACCCAAGCUGUUUCUCAAGCUGCAGUGGAAAUGGUUGCAAACAAAAUCUGGUUCUGGGGAUGAGAGGUUCAUCAAAUCAGCCACCACCAAAGUGGGCGCCAAUGUGAACCCUUCAGGGAUUGCAGCUUCAAUCAUGUUCAUCUACUGGUGCACUGCGCGGGCCUUUUUCAAAGGCGUGCGAGUUUACCAUGUAUACACUGAUGGCUCCUCUGUGGCCAAACGCCCGCUCGAGCUUACGUGGGUUUUCUCUCCAGAGAAAGGCCGCGGCGUUUUUGCACCGCCCAUUGCAGGGAACCCUAGACGGUCAGUUGCGGGUGAUCUUUUUGGAUAGCCGCAGUCAGACUGGAUUAUGCACAGUAAUACUCCAGAAUUAAGGAAUUAAGGACAUAACGUGUGUUUGGAUUCUAUCUGUGCCUUGUGCGUUGAUUUGAAAUGGCCACUAACAUAGCUAAAUCCACGAGUGUUGUGGCUUCAACGUCCGUCUGUGGCAUUCCAGCAGAAACGGUGAAACCGUGUGAGAG
This is a messenger RNA of Durusdinium trenchii, 1411 nucleotides long. NCBI's taxonomy places the organism in Eukaryota, Dinophyceae, Suessiales, Symbiodiniaceae. The record is from the annotation of a GenBank genome assembly.